Messenger RNA from Morchella sextelata, 1056 nucleotides. RefSeq lists its product as uncharacterized. The transcript is spliced from 6 exons. Gene Ontology annotation, molecular function: GTP binding; G-protein beta/gamma-subunit complex binding; G protein-coupled receptor binding. Gene Ontology annotation, biological process: G protein-coupled receptor signaling pathway. The coding region runs from base 1 to 1056 and encodes 351 amino acids. Gene Ontology annotation, cellular component: heterotrimeric G-protein complex. NCBI's taxonomy places the organism in Eukaryota, Fungi, Ascomycota, Pezizomycetes, Pezizales, Morchellaceae. The record is from RefSeq and is a predicted model, not a curated record.
AUGUGUAUGGGAGGUAGUGCAGAUGUGGGUGCCCAAAAAUCUCGAGAGAUCGAGAAACUCAUCCGUCAAGAUGAGAAAAGAAUGUCAAAGGAGGUCAAACUGUUACUUUUAGGUGCUGGCGAGAGCGGAAAAUCAACGAUACUGAAGCAGAUGAAAUUGAUCCAUGCUUCCGGAUUCUCGAAAAGCGAUCGGGAAGACUACCGUGUCAUUAUAUUUUCGAACCUUCUCAACUCAUUUAAGAUAAUACUGGAGGCAAUGGAGGCAUAUAAUCUUACAUUCGUAAAUAAAGAGAACGAAUCUUACGUUGAGCUAGUGAUAAUGGAACGAGAAUUGGCCCGCGGCGAGAGCUUUCCAAAGGAAUAUCAAACUGCAUUCCGUAGUUUAUGGAUGGAUCCCGGGGUUCGAAGUACUGUUAGCAGGGGAAAUGAGUACGCCUUGCACGAUAAUUUGACCUACUUUUUCGAAAGUCUUGACCGAUUAUUUAUGUCGAAUUACACCCCCACAGAUCAAGACAUUCUACGUUCACGAUUAAAGACCACUGGUAUCACAGAAACCGUCUUCGAUUUGGGGGCAUUGACAUACCGGAUGUUCGAUGUUGGUGGCCAGAGAUCGGAGCGAAAAAAAUGGAUCCACUGCUUUGAAAAGGUCACGGCACUGUUGUUUUUGGUAGCUAUCAGUGGUUACGAUCAGUGUUUGGUGGAGGAUAAAGACGCCAACCAAAUGCAAGAGGCGCUGAUGCUUUUUGAAAGCAUUUCCAACUCGCAAUGGUUUAUCCACACCUCAAUUAUUCUAUUUCUUAACAAGAUCGAUCUUUUUAAAGAAAAACUACCUACAAGCCCAGUACGCAAGUACUUCCCGGACUACACUGGCGAUCCAAGAUCGUACAAACACGCGUCUCAAUACUUCGAAGAGAACUUUAAAAGAUUAAACCGAAGUCCCGCAAAGGAGAUCUAUGUUCACUUCACAAACGCUACCGAUACCAAUCUUCUCAAGAUCACCAUGUCAAGUGUACAGGACAUGAUCCUGCAAAAGAAUCUACAAACUUUGGUAUUAUAG